Molecule: messenger RNA, 2040 nt
Organism: Diachasmimorpha longicaudata
Lineage: Eukaryota; Metazoa; Arthropoda; Insecta; Hymenoptera; Braconidae
Exons: 3
Coding region: 343-1533 (396 amino acids)
Biological process (GO): detection of chemical stimulus involved in sensory perception of smell; sensory perception of smell
Cellular component (GO): plasma membrane
Molecular function (GO): olfactory receptor activity; odorant binding
Source: RefSeq, a predicted model, not a curated record
UAUGAAUUAUCGGUUUGCGCGUGUGACGGUAUCAUAGGACACUAGACUCAGCUCCUCCAGAGGAACCCCAACGAUAAAAUUUCUCCGCUCAGAUCGAUAGCACAUCAUGAUUACUCAUUGAUGCAAAACUGUUCCCCGAAACAUAUAGUUUUUGUUAAAUAUAAUUCGUGCAAUAUUAAUAGCGAUGGAGGCGAGUAACAUACUGAUGAAUAAUCGAUCUGAUAAAUAUUUUCAUCAGUAUAAGCCUUCACACGCAAGCGGUGCAGUAAACCCUCAGUGUCACAGUGUCCCUCAGCAAGGGAACACCAAUGAACUGAAAUAGAAAUAAGGUACAAGGAAGAAAUGCAUCAGUUGCACUGGAAUCGAGACAUGCAGUAUGCCCUUGGCUUCUCAAAGCUCUGGUGCAUAACUGUGGGUGUCUGGCCAUGGAAACGCGAUGAAGUCUCGUCUAUCCUACGAAGUGGAUUUUUUUUUGCUAUUGAGUUCUCUGCAGGUAUAUCGCUAUUGGAGCGGCUAUUCGUCCAUGGAAACUGUGGGUUAAUGUCCCACUUCAUAGAAACCUUGACUGGACUCACCAUAUUCAUGGUGACAGCUCUGAAAAUUCUCCUCCCCUGGCUGGAGCGAGAUCGAAUGUGCUACAUCAUCCAGUCAGCAAUGGAAGAUUGGUCGGAUGUUUGCGAUGCCAAGUCUCGUCGAAUUAUGAAUCAAUACGCCUCUCUGGGACGUUUAGCCUACACCAUUCAAUUUAGCGCAGCACUGGUGAUCGUACUGGAGAUGACACUGUCUCGAUUGCCGAAUUAUAUCACUGAAAUCGGUGACAACAGUAGUUUACCAGCGCGAACACUCAUAUUGGGACCUUCAUGCUGGAUUCCUGUGACAAUGUCCACCAGUUUCUACUUGUUACAUUAUCAUGUAGUUCUGCUGGGUCUCUGGAGUGCUGCACUGAUAUACACAGGCUGCGAUGCAUUCAUGUUCAGUGCUGCGCUGCAUAUUUGUGGCCAACUGGAAAUACUCAGUGGAAAUAUAGAGAGACUCAAUUAUGAAAGGGAAUAUUCGAGUCAAAAAAUGAGGAUCAAGGAAUUCUCCAAACGACACGAUAAAUUACUGAGGCUCAGCAAUUAUCUCAACGAGGUUGUUAAUUUAAUUAUUUUCUCUGAGCUUCUCAGCAAUGGCUUCCUUAUUUGCAUUUCAGGAAUUGCUGUUCUUGGUGAUGUUAAAGAGGGAAAGGUCAAUGGCGAUGAUAUUAAUUUUGGAAUAAGAAUAUGUGUUUGGUACAUGGGGUUAUUUAUGUAUACAUAUGUUGGUGAGAAACUGUGCGUUGAAGCUGAAAGAUUCCAAAACGCAAUUUACAAUUGUUCGUGGUAUAAUAUGUCAUCGUCGACUGCUAAGGAUAUUAAAUUUAUUAUGAUGAGAAAUUAUUCUUUUUGUUAUUUGACCGCUGGUGGAAUUAUCGUAAUGAAUUAUGCGGCUUUCAAGGAAAUUACUAAGCUCAUGUUCUCGAGCUUUUCCGUUCUUAAAAUGGUGUUGGAAUAAAGUGCUUCAUGACAUUCCAUGCUAUUGCAUAUAACUUGUGUAUUUAGUUUCUUGGAAUAAUUGUCGCAACAAAUGGUGCGAUGAAAUAACUCAAUUAAAAAAAAUAAAUAACAACCGUAGUCAAUUGAAUAGACGUCUUCAGGACUGCGAACUCUAGUUCGCAGAAGGUGAUAGUUGAUGAUCAUUUCCAAGCUCUGUAGCGGAAACUUCAUCCGAAAAUUUCCAAAAUAGUGGAUAUUGCACUAGAUAUAUACAUGUAUAUAGCCUUAGAUGUGUCAGAGGAACAUUUUGUUUAAUAAACAUUGGAGUCAAGCGAUUUAUUCGAUAAUACAAAUCAUGACUUCUGUCAAAGUACCUCAAAUUCCUUCUAAGCGGUCAGAAAACACAGCACCACUAAUAAAUCUCUCAGAAAAAUGUUUGUGAUAAUUAGUUAGUUGCACUUUAACGAGUGUUGUUGAAUGAAUGAGAUAUUCACCCGGUAAUCGCCGUCUGAUUGUACGGGUCCAG